UUUCAGCGACCUUUGGCUCUGGGAGCUGAUAUUUGUAUGUAUUCAGCAACAAAAUAUAUGAAUGGCCACAGCGAUGUUGUAAUGGGCUUAGUGUCUGUUAAUUCUGAGAGCCUCCAUGAGAAGCUCCGAUUCCUGCAGAAUUCAAUUGGGGCAGUCCCCUCUCCUUUUGACUGUUACCUCUGCAAUCGAGGCCUGAAGACACUACAAGUCCGAAUGCAGAAGCAUUUUGAAAAUGGAAUGGCAGUUGCUCAGUUUCUGGAGUCACAUCCUCUGGUGGAAAAGGUUAUUUAUCCUGGGCUGCCCUCUCAUCCUCAGCAUGAGUUGGCAAAGCGUCAGUGCACAGGUUGCCCGGGGAUGAUCACCUUUUAUAUUAAGGGCGCUCUUCAGCACGCUGAGGCUUUCCUCAAGAGCCUGAAGUUAUUUACUUUGGCUGAGAGCUUGGGAGGAUAUGAGAGUCUUGCUGAGCUUCCGGCAAUUAUGACCCAUGCAUCAGUGCCUGAGAACCACAGAGAGGCCCUUGGAAUUAGUGACACACUGAUUCGACUCUCUGUGGGCUUAGAGGAUAAAGAAGACCUACUGGAAGAUUUAGAUCAAGCUUUGAAGAAAGCACACCGUCCAAAUGCAUAUUGAACUUAGCAUGCCAGAACUGCUAUUAGAAGUUGCUUCCUGAGAGAUCAAAUAUUCUGAAUAAUCGAAUGGACCAUUAAUGAACUUUUAUAGAUUUUCAAGUGAAAAUUUUAAGGCACCUCAUUACCUUUCACACAACUGUAAUCUUCCAGGGAUCACCCCUGUUUUCCACAGUUUCCUCUUUCCCUGAUUGUCAUUGACAGGUCAAUGCUGUUAAUAUCUUUUUGUUAAUUUUGGCAUACAUUUGCCUUUGAAGGAGGUGAAAUUUGUGUUGCUUUUUGGAUUAUUCUCUUUUUUUCAUAGCUUAAGAAUUAUAUUGAUCAUGUUUACAAUAUAGUGAUAAUUCACUUUUGAUGUUUUCUGAAGAACUUAAAUUAUUAAAUGAAUGUUUUUAAAUCAAGUGUGAUUUUUCAUAUCAUUGAAAACAGCACUAAAGCAAUGGUUUACACUUAAUUACCAUAAGCCAAAUAUCACAUGCCUGUAAAGUUUACUGUGAAAUUCUAGUGAUUUAAGAUGGUGUUUACUAUUUAAAAAAAAAUAAAUCUAAUUAUCAAAUCCA
Messenger RNA from Myotis lucifugus (little brown bat), 1186 nucleotides. Its product is annotated as cystathionine gamma-lyase-like. The annotation marks the transcript as partial. Gene Ontology annotation, biological process: transsulfuration. Gene Ontology annotation, cellular component: cytoplasm. The record is from RefSeq and is a predicted model, not a curated record. Gene Ontology annotation, molecular function: pyridoxal phosphate binding; cystathionine gamma-lyase activity. Lineage: Eukaryota; Metazoa; Chordata; Mammalia; Chiroptera; Vespertilionidae. The transcript is spliced from 7 exons.